Ipomoea triloba (trilobed morning glory) is the source of this 3318-nucleotide messenger RNA. RefSeq names its product protein MEI2-like 4. NCBI's taxonomy places the organism in Eukaryota, Viridiplantae, Streptophyta, Magnoliopsida, Solanales, Convolvulaceae. Gene Ontology annotation, molecular function: nucleic acid binding. The transcript has 10 exons. The coding region runs from base 821 to 3028 and encodes 735 amino acids. The record is from RefSeq and is a predicted model, not a curated record.
UUAGCUCGUCGGAAAUUCUCGGAGUCUGGUCUUCCUUAACAGUCCUCCGGUCUCAUUUUCUUCUUCUUUUUUUAAUUUUUAUUUAUAUAUAUAAUUUUUUUUUCUUUUUUAGUUUUUGUACUUUGUGGUCAGUUUCAAUUCUAAUCAAAGGCCACUCAGUCUCCGAAUUUUCUUUGUUCUAUUUUUUAUUUUCAUUUAUUUGUGUCUGAAUUUGGUUUUUUCUCUCUCUAGAAAGAGAGGUAGGAGAGAGAGGGGCGAGGACUCGGAACCUCCGUCGUCCGGCGCUCACCGGAAAAUUGAGAGCGGCCGGCCGGAUAGACGAGGAGUUUCUGAGGGAGAAAGAGACAGCGAUUGCUUGCAGAGGAGAGGGGAUUAUAGGGAGGAAAUUGAGAUUGUGUAAUAUAUUCAUAGAAUACCUGUGGUUAACGUGCAAUGCAGGAAAAACAGAGGAGAGAGAAAGGCAUCGAAGCUUUGGAGGUUCUUGCACGGCACAGAAACCUAGAUCUCUUCUUCAAUCUCCCGUCCUUCCCUUGCCUUAUGCCGUAAUUUAUUCGAAUUUUCUCUCUCUGGAUUUCUUAAGCCUCACUCCGUUGCCUUUCUAUAAAAUCUGCUUUGCUGUUGUAUCUCUUUCUCUCUCUAUUUUUUUGUUUGAAAUUCCCCUUCUGGUUUGGUUCUUUUUGUUCUCGGCAUCUCUGGUUUUUUUGUGUCCUCGGAGAUGGUACUCAAAUUCUAAAAAGAUUGCUUUAUACGUGCUCUGGUGGAAUCCAAAGACUCAGUUUUCUCACCUUCUUAGUACUGUCUUCUGAAUCCAUUUUGCAUAAUGCCAUCCCAGAUGGUGGACCCUCACAGUUUAUCUCCAACGUCCUUCUUCUCUGAGGAGAUGCGUUUUCAUGACGAGAGGCCUGUUUCAUUUUGGAAGUCAGAUAGCCUGUCCAAUUACCAUGGUCUGAAAACGGAUGAAACAUUCAGAGGAGGUGUUCCUUCUUCAAUAGAAGAGCAGAAGGUAAACGGUACAAUUGAAAAGCAUGCAAUUCGACUGCAAAAAGCUGCCAGCUACUCUUUGCCAAGAACUCUUAAUAAUGACCUAGGCGCAAGAUCUAUUUUCAAUACAGAAUCUGCAUUAUAUUCAACAGAAGGUGACAAACUAAAUAUGGCGGGGACUCAACAUGAAAAUGGUCUUUUUUCCAGCUCAUUAUCAGAGUUGUUUAGUAAAAAUUUGCAACUAUCAACAAACAAUUUUCCACAUGGAAAUUCUGCUGGUGCAGCUGCUGCCUCACACUAUGAGGAAGAGGAACCUUUGGAAUCCCUUGAAGAACUUGAGGCUCAAGCUAUUGGGGAUCUUCUCCCUGAUGACGAUGACUUGCUUUCUGGGGUGACAGAUGGGCUUGACUGUGUGCACAGAUCCUAUACUGGGGAAGAGGAUUUGGACCUGUUUAGCAGUGUUGGAGGGAUGGACCUAGGUGAAGAUGAUUCCUCUUAUGGUUCUCAUCGACUUGGUGGAAUCCCAUCUAGCAUGGGCAGUGGGACAAAUAUUGCCGUGAAGUUUCCAAAUGGAGCUCCUUGUUCUCAAUACAUGGACAAAACCCUCAGCCAUGGGAUGUCAAUAAGUUUUCCUAACAGCUUACCCAGUCUGUUAAGGCUGGAAUCAGUUGGUAACCAAUCUAAUCUUAGUGAGACCAACCACUUGCAGAAUCAAAUGAACAUUGAGUUUAGGGGCUCGCCAAAUUGCCACCCUAAUUCUCUUCCUAAAUAUCAUGAUGGUUUAACCAAUUUAACUCCCUCCAAUUCUCCAGGAGGCAUUGGCACAAAUAUAAAUGCCAGGCCAUCAGAUUUGAUGGAUAGCCGGCAAUAUUCUAGACUUGGCUCAAAUGGGCAUUCAAUUGAUUUGAAUGAAGUUUUUGGUCCCACUGGAAACGGUGGGUGUCCAACACCAGGGAAUCCAUAUGCAUGGAGUAGUUCACCCCAGCGACAGCCUCAAAGGAUGAUGUGGCCAAACUCACCAUCAUUUGUCAGCGGAAUUUGUGCUGCACGCCCACAAUUGCAUGGUGUUCCUGGAACACCAUCUCAUAUGCUGAGUGCACUUCUACCAGUAAACAAUCACCAUGUGGGAUCAGCACCAUCUGUCAAUCAUUCUCUUUGGGAUAGAAGACAAGCUUAUACAGGUGAAUCUCCUGAUGCUUCUGUCUUCCACCCGGGUUCUCUUGGCAGUUUGCGGAUUUCUGGUAAUUCACCACAGCCUUUAGAGUUUGUUCCUCAUAAUAUUUUCUCCCCGGGAAAUGGAAGUUGUAUGGACUUGCCAAUACCUUCAAAGAAUGUUGGAUUACACUCGCCUCAUCAGAGGUGUAUGAUGUUUCCUUCAAGAGGCCAAAUGAUUCCUAUGAUGAAUGCAUUUGAUUCUCCAACUGGAAGGACAAGAAGCAGGAGAAGUGAAGGCACUUCGAGUCAAACAGACAACAAAAAACAGUUUGAACUUGACAUUGACCGAAUUAUGAGAGGGGAUGAUAAGCGGACGACAUUAAUGAUAAAGAACAUUCCUAACAAGUACACUUCAAAGAUGCUUUUGGCAGCAAUUGAUGAACGCCACAGAGGAAGUUAUGAUUUUAUCUAUUUACCCAUUGAUUUUAAGAACAAAUGCAAUGUGGGUUAUGCAUUUAUCAAUAUGACUGAGCCUUCGCUGAUUAUUCCUUUUUAUCAAUCAUUUAAUGGCAAAAAGUGGGAGAAAUUCAAUAGUGAAAAGGUUGCAUCACUUGCGUAUGCUCGCAUCCAGGGAAAAGCUGCCCUCAUUGCUCACUUUCAGAAUUCUAGCUUGAUGAAUGAAGAUAAACGAUGUCGGCCCAUACUUUUCCAUACUGAUGGUCCCAAUGCAGGUGAUCAGGUGCCCUUCCCCAUGGGUGUUAAUGUCAGGUCAAGACCUGGAAAGGGCCGAAUUGGCACAAGUGAAGAAAACAACCAAGGAAGUCACACAAGCCCAACCAAUGGGGAGUCGAGUGGUGAUUCAUCUUCAGUCUCUUUAAAUGAGUCAAACUAAACAGGCUGCUUCGAUUUUGUUGGCGCUAACCCUUUAGGAAUGAGGGCACAUGGAUUACAUCCCCGUCCGAUUUUCUUAUGUAUAUUAGGGUUGGUCAGCGGAAAGCAGAAGAGCAAGAAGACAAUAGUAGUCGUUACUUGGUACUUUCUGUUUCUUUGGUAACUCCCGAAUUGUAUGAGACCAAUGAGCAUUCCUACCCCAUUUGUUUCGGAUACUGAGCUGAGGCGAUCCCUAGGAGCAAACAGUUGAGCUUCAAAAGUUUUGAAGAAUUUAGAAGUACUAAUUGCUUA